Molecule: messenger RNA, 3678 nt
Organism: Oreochromis niloticus (Nile tilapia)
Lineage: Eukaryota; Metazoa; Chordata; Actinopteri; Cichliformes; Cichlidae
Product: NACHT, LRR and PYD domains-containing protein 12-like
Exons: 11
Coding region: 16-3678 (1220 amino acids)
Molecular function (GO): protein binding
Source: RefSeq, a predicted model, not a curated record
CCUGACAUCCAGAAGAUGGAGGAAGAGGACGGAGUAGCUGCAGCAUCCAGCUGUGUGUCUGUGGGGAGUGACUGGUUUACACAAACACCUCCACGUUACAGUCAUGGACCUGCAGCAGUAAUAGGUCAGAGGUCACGGUCUCCAGUAUCCAGCUGUGUGUCUAUGAGGAGUGACUGGUCCAGAGAAAGACCUCCAGACUUUAGUCAUGAACCUGCACCAACAAUAGGUCAGAGGUCACAGUCUCCAGUAUCCAGCUGUGUGUCUAUGAGGAGUGACUGGUCCAGAGAAAGACCUCCAGACUUCAGUCAUGAACCUGCAGCAGCAAUAGGUCAGAGGUCACAGUCUCCAGUGUACAGCUGUGUUUCUGUGAGGAGUGACUGGUCCAAGCCCAGACCUCCAGACUUCAGUAAUGAACCUGCACCAACAAUGUUCUUCAGUCAUGGACCUCAGCUGACCAUAGGGAGGAAGAGGAAGAGGAGUGGUGUUUGUGAGGAGGAGCAGCUCUCCUGCUGUGCUUUGUGUCAGGACGUCCUGAAGGAUCCAGUCUCUACCAGCUGUGGACACUGGUUCUGCAGACAGUGCAUCUCCUCAUACUGGGACCAGUCUGCUUCAUCAGGAGACUCGUCCUGUCCCCAGUGUGGAGAAAGAUCCAGAAGCAGAGCUGGACUGCAGACAGCCAGUCAGAGCAGCUGUGUACAAACAGAUGUUGGUCUGCAGGAGGUUUUAGAUGAACAUAAGAUCAGUCUGAGGAGGAGAUGUGAACGUGUGACUGAAGGAAGUGAUGAAACAGGAAGUAGAACCCUCCUCAACAGGAUCUACACUGAGCUCUACAUCACAGAGGGACAGAGUGAAGGGGUUCAUACCCAACAUGAGGUGAGGCAGCUGGAGACAGCUUCCAAGAUGGACGCCCUCCAUGACGCUCCAAUCAGGUGCCAGGACAUCUUUAAAGCCUUCCCUGACCAACAGAGACCCAUCAGAGUGGUUCUGACCAACGGCGUGGCUGGUGUUGGAAAAACCUUCUCAGUGCAGAAGUUCACUCUGGACUGGGCAGAGGGCUUGGAGAACCAACAUGUCAGUGUGGUGGUUCUGCUUUCAUUCAGGGAGCUGAACCUGAUCAGAGAUGAGCAGUACAGUCUUCUGGAGCUGCUCCAUGUUUUCCAUCCAACAUUACAGAAGGUCACAGCAGAGAAGCUGGCUGUCUCUCAGCUUUUGUUCAUCUUUGACGGCCUGGAUGAAAGCAGACUUUCAUUGGAUUUCACCAACAGGAAGCUGCUGUCUGAUGUCACACAGAAGUCAUCAGUCAGCCAGCUGCUGACAAACCUCAUCCAGGGGAAUCUGCUUCCCUCGGCUCUCGUCUGGAUAACUUCCCGACCCGCAGCAGCCAAUCAGAUCCCUCCUACAUGUGUUGACAGGAUAACAGAAGUACGAGGCUUCACUGACGCCCAGAAGGAGGAGUACUUCAGGAGGAGAUUCAGUGAUGAAGAGCUGUCCAGCAGAAUCAUCUCCCACAUGAAGACAUCCAGGAGCCUCCACAUCAUGUGUAGUAUCCCAGUCUUCUGCUGGAUCACUGCUACAGUUCUGGAGCACAUGUUGACUACAGAGCAGAGAGGAGAGCUGCCCAAGACCCUGACUGACAUGUACUCACACUUCCUGCUGGUUCAGACAAAGAGGAAGAAGAACAAGUACCAUGAGGGACAUGAGACAAGUCCACAGGAGCUGAUGGAGGCUGACAGGGAAGUUCUUCUGAAGCUGGGGAGGCUGGCGUUUAAACAUCUGGAGAAAGGAAACAUCAUGUUCUACCAAGAAGACCUGGAGCAGUGUGGUCUGGAUGUGACAGAGGCCUCGGUGUACUCAGGAGUUUGUACAGAGAUCUUCAAAAGAGAGUGUGUGAUCUUCCAGAAACCAGUCUACUGCUUUGUUCAUCUGAGCAUUCAGGAGUUUCUGGCUGCAGUCUACAUGUUCCACUAUCUCACCAACAGGAAGACAAAGGUGCUGAAGAAAAAAUAUAAAGAGUCCUCUUUGGAUGUGUUUCUCAAGAGAGUCAUGUCUAAAUCCCUCCAGAGUGAAAAUGGCCGCCUGGACCUGUUUGUUCGCUUCCUUCAUGGCCUCUGUCUGGAGUCCAACCAGAGACUCUUAGUAGGUCUGCUGGGUCAGACAGAGAACGGUCCAGGAACCAUCCAGAGGGUCAUCAACAACCUGAAGGAGAUGAACAGUGAUGAAAUCUCUCCUGACAGAAGCAUCAACAUCUUCCACUGUCUGAUGGAGAUGAACGACCUCUCAUUAUUUCAGGAGAUCCAAGAGUUCCUGAAGUCAGAGAACAGAUCAGAGAAGGAACUCUCUGAGAUCCAGUGCUCAGCUCUGGCCUUCAUGCUGCAGAUGUCAGAGGAGGUUCUGGAUGAGUUGGACCUGCAGAAGUACAACACAUCAGAGCGGGGACGACAGAGACUGAUUCCAGCUGUGAGGAACUGCAGAAAGGCUGGACUGACUCAUUGUCGACUCUCAGAGUCUCACUGUGAAGUUGUGGCCUCAGCUUUGAAGUCCAACCCCUCCCAUCUGACAGAGCUGGACAUGAGUGAGAACAACCUGCAGAAUUCAGCAGUGAAGCUUCUGUGUGCUGGACUGGAGAGUCCAAACUGUCGACUGGAGACUCUGAGGCGCUGUGAUUUGUCAGAGAUCAGCUGUGAUUAUCUGGCAGCAGCACUGAAGUCCAACCCCUCCCAUCUGAGAGAGCUGGACCUGAGCUCCAACAAGCUGCAGGAUUCAGGAGUGAAGCAGUUGUGUGGUUUCCUGGAGAGUCCAGGAUGUGGACUUGAAACUCUGAGACUGAAUCACUGUGACCUGUCAGAAAGAAGCUGUGAAGCUCUGUCCUCAGGUCUCAGCUCUCAGACCUUUAAUCUGAGAGAGCUGGACCUGAGUAACAUUAACCUGAAGGAUUCAGGCGUGAAGCUUCUGUCUGACGGACUGAAGAAUCCACACUGUAAACUGGAAACUCUCAGUCUGUCAGGCUGUCUGAUCACAGAGGAAGGCUGUACUUCUCUGGCCUCAGCCCUGAGCUCCAACCCCUCCCAUCUGAGAGAGCUGGACCUGAGCUACAAUCAUCCAGGAGACUCAGGAAUGAAGCUGCUGUCGGCUGGACUGAAGGAUCCAGGCUGGAGACUGGACAUCGACACAAACACAGUGAACACAGACCUCCAACUGUCUGACAACAACAGGAAGGUGACACAUGUGGAGGAGGUUCAGUCAUAUCCUGAUCAUCCAGACAGAUUUGAUGUUUGUUAUCAGCUGCUGUGUAGAAAUGGUCUGACUGGUCGCUGUUACUGGGAGGUCGAGUGGAGAGGAAACGUUUAUAUAUCAGCGAGUUACAGAAGAAUCAGAAGGAAAGGAGGCAGUGAUCACUGUGUGGUUGGAUGGAAUGAUCAGUCCUGGAGUCUAUGGUGCUAUAAUGGUGCUCCUCAGUCUGUCUGGCACAAUAAGAGAGAGACAUCCCUCUCCUCCUCCUCCUCCUCCUCUGUCUCUAACAGAGUAGCAGUGUAUGUGGACUGUCCUGCUGGCACUCUGUCCUUCUACAGAGUCUCCUCUGACACUCUGAUCCACCUCCACACCUUCAACACCACAUUCACUCAAACUCUUUAUCCUGGGUUUGCAGUCGGUCCUGGUUCCUCAGUGUCCCUGUGCUGA